CAAAUUCAACAUCCCACUGCUACGUUAAUUGCACGAGCAUCCACAGCACAAAAUGAUGAAGUUGGUGAUGGAACAACAUCUACUGUUUUGUUAAUUGGUGAAUUGUUGAAGCAAGCUGAUCUUUAUAUAGCAGAGGGACUUCAUCCUCGAAUUCUAAACGAAGGGUUUGAAUUAGCCCGAGAUAAAGCUCUUGAUAUCUUAGAAGACAAAAAGAUAAUCUGUGAAAUGGAUAGAGAAAAAUUAGUUAAUGUAGCAAAUACUUCUUUGCGCACAAAGGUGAAUUCUAAGCUAGCUGAUCGUUUAACUGAGAUUUGUGUUGAUGCUGUUCUCUCUAUUAUAAGACCUGGUGUGCCUAUUGAUUUGCAUAUGGUAGAGAUCAUGGAAAUGAAGCAUAAAACAGAUAUGGAUACUUCCCUUAUUCGUGGAUUAGUCUUAGAUCAUGGAGCAAGACAUCCUGAUAUGAUGAAAAAAGUAGAAGAUGCAUAUAUUUUAACUUGUAAUGUUUCUUUAGAAUAUGAAAAAAGUGAAGUCAAUGCAGGUUUCUUUUACAAAUCAGCGGAAGAAAGGGAGAAGCUUGUCAAUGCAGAGCGAGCUUUUAUUACAGAAAGAGUCAAAAAGAUAAUUGAACUUAAGAAAAAAGUCUGUGAUGGGACGAAAAAAGGAUUUGUUGUAAUCAAUCAAAAGGGUAUUGAUCCAAUGUCUCUUGACCUGCUUUGCAAAGAAGGAAUAGUUGCUUUAAGAAGAGCAAAACGGAGGAAUAUGGAAAGGUUAACUUUGGCUUGUGGAGGAGAGGCCAUGAAUUCAGUUGAUGAUUUAACUCCAGAUUGUUUAGGGGAAGCUGGAAUGGUAUACGAACAUGUUUUAGGGGAAGACAAAUAUACUUUUGUUGAAGACUUGAAAAAUCCUCAAUCCGUAACUGUUCUAAUUAAAGGACCAAAUGCCCAUACCAUAACUCAGAUCAAGGAUGCUGUCCAUGAUGGAUUAAGAGCUGUAAAAAAUGCUCUUGAAGAUGGAUCAUUAGUGGCAGGAGCUGGUGCAUUUGAAGUUGCAGCACACUGUGAAUUAAUGAAAUACAAAUCAGAAGUUAAAGGUCGCCUUCAACUUGGUGUCCAGGCAUUUGCAGAUGCUUUAUUAGUGAUACCUAAAACUUUAGCUGUUAAUGCCGGUUAUGAUCAGCAAGAAAUAAUCGUUAAAUUAGUGCAAGAAUAUAAUUCUGCUGGAGGCGCAAUGAUUGGAUUAGAUAUUAAUACAGGUGAACCUAUUGUCUCUUCUGAUGCUGGCAUCAUGGAUAAUUACAGGGUUAAGAAGCAAUUGCUUAGUUCUUGUUCUUCUAUUGCUGGAAAUUUAUUAUUGGUGGAUGAAAUUGUAAGAGGUGGACUUACUUCUACAAGAGGAAAAUAAUUUUUACAUUGAUUCAAACUAUUUAAUUCAUAAGGGGACAUUCUUGCUUUGCAGUUUUUCGUAUUCAAACAUUGGUAUUUUAAGCCAUAAUAUUUCACUUAAAUUCAACUAUUGCCUUCUUAGUAUUAUUUCAUUUUAACUCAUUGUUAUUCUAAAUUGUUCAAAACUGCUAUUGUAUGCUCGGCUAUUUUACUUACAUUGCUCACUAAAUAGAAUUCCACAUUAACAUUUUGUAUGGUGAAAAAGUUAACACUUGAUAUAUGCUUUUUAUGUAUACAUUUAUUGAAAAAUUUAUAAAAGUGUAUAAAUAAAGCCAUAUGUUUCAA
This is a messenger RNA of Uloborus diversus, 1727 nucleotides long. RefSeq names its product T-complex protein 1 subunit zeta-like. The record is from RefSeq and is a predicted model, not a curated record. Lineage: Eukaryota; Metazoa; Arthropoda; Arachnida; Araneae; Uloboridae. The transcript is spliced from 9 exons. Gene Ontology annotation, cellular component: chaperonin-containing T-complex. Gene Ontology annotation, molecular function: ATP binding; ATP hydrolysis activity; ATP-dependent protein folding chaperone. Gene Ontology annotation, biological process: protein folding. The annotation marks the transcript as partial.